Messenger RNA from Malania oleifera, 791 nucleotides. RefSeq names its product large ribosomal subunit protein P2y-like. Gene Ontology annotation, biological process: cytoplasmic translational elongation. Bases 59 to 514 code for a protein of 151 amino acids. Gene Ontology annotation, cellular component: cytosolic large ribosomal subunit; ribosome. Lineage: Eukaryota; Viridiplantae; Streptophyta; Magnoliopsida; Santalales; Ximeniaceae. The record is from RefSeq and is a predicted model, not a curated record. Gene Ontology annotation, molecular function: structural constituent of ribosome. The transcript is spliced from 4 exons.
GUACCCAUUUUACAAUCCAACCCGGAAGGCGGGCGUGCCAAGAAAACCCUAGCUAUAAAUGAGUCAAUAUGCACAGAGUUCGUCUCUUCCAUCUUCCACCCCUCUUCGUGUCGGGAAGUCGGCACUUCUGUCAAUUCAAGGUUUCCUGUUCCCUGCAGAGAUGAAGUUGAUCGCGGCCUAUUUGCUGGCUGUUCUGGGAGGGAACACCACUCCAUCUGCUGAAGAUUUGAAGGUCAUCCUUAACUCUGUUGGAGCUGAAACUAAUGACAAUAGAAUUGAGCUCCUUUUGUCACAAGUUAAGGGCAAAGAUGUAACAGAGCUUAUUGCAUCUGGGAGGGAGAAGCUGGCAUCUGUUCCUUCUGGUGGUGGGGGUGCUGUUGCCGUUGCUGCAACUGCUUCUGCUGGUGGCGGUGGUGGUGGUGCUGCAGCUCCUCCUGCAGCCGAGGCAAAGAAAGAGAAGGAGGAGGAAAAAGAAGAGUCGGAUGAUGACAUGGGCUUCAGUCUCUUUGACUAAGGGACAAGUAUGGUUGCCACACCAACAUUCUGUCCCCAAUCCGGAGCUUAUCAUUGUGUGUAGGAAGUUUUUUCCCCAGUAUGGUUUUUGUUUGUUAGAAGAGACUUGUGAUGGGCUAAAAUGCCUAUUAUCACCAACGAGUAAGAUUUUUUUUUAAAAGAAAACUUGGGAUUUAUUGAAUUUUGGAAACUGAAUUAUAUCGACUCAUUCUUGAUGAAUUGUUUUAACAUUGUUGCUGCACUGCGUCAUACUUAAAUCAGAAAUCUCUUUGCCCCAA